AUGUUAGAAAUUCGCGUUGCAGAGAUCCGUGACAUCCCCAAAAUCAUCAAGUGCCAUGAGCGAAACUUUGAGCCGUAUUUGUCUGCUACACAACUUAAAUCUCAUAUGGGUGAGUUCCCCCACCUAGCAUUUGUACUGGAAAGCAAGACCAAAGAGAUCCACGGCUACAUACUUGGCGAAAUGAGAAUUAAAAAGAAACAGGAGUACGGAGUACUGACCUCAUUGGCAGUUAAUAAACGAUUCCGAGAGAAGGGGUACGGUAAGAAAUUGUGCAACUCCCUGUUUAAUGCCAUGAUCCAAACUUACAAAGCGAAUACGGUAACGGUAUACAUCAGACUUACCAACGAGCUUGCAGUACAGUUUUACGAAAAUUUAGACUUUGAAAAUGAAGGAGUCGAAGCAGAGUAUUUUUCCGACCAGACCGAUGCCUAUGUACUGAAGUACAAUUUAACCAACUUUGUCAUAACUGAAGGAGUUGCCAAUUGA
Molecule: messenger RNA, 486 nt
Organism: Photinus pyralis (common eastern firefly)
Lineage: Eukaryota; Metazoa; Arthropoda; Insecta; Coleoptera; Lampyridae
Product: N-terminal acetyltransferase A complex catalytic subunit ard1-like
Exons: 1
Coding region: 1-486 (161 amino acids)
Biological process (GO): N-terminal protein amino acid acetylation
Cellular component (GO): NatA complex
Molecular function (GO): protein-N-terminal amino-acid acetyltransferase activity
Source: RefSeq, a predicted model, not a curated record